AUGCUUACCUUCAGUAUUGACGACCUUAUGGGCAAUAACAUCAGCCGCAGUCGACAAGCCGCCACUUUUAAUACAAGUUUUGGAGAAACUCAACUUUCUUCUCCAAAGUCAGAGACCGAAAGUAUGUUCUCAUCAUCUUCCUCCUCUUCGCCAGAAACGGAAUCGAUCGCUCAGAUACUCCUAUCCCUGGACAAACAAGCGAAAACCGCCUUUCCAUCCAACAACUGCGCCUCAAGUAGGAAAGAGGAGAAACCGGAGCAUUCCUAUAUUGCCCUGAUAUCAAUGGCGAUUCUCCAGUCACCUGAGAGAAAACUGAUUCUGGCCGACAUCUACCAGUACAUCAUGGACAAUUUCCCCUACUACAACAACAGAGAGAAAGCCUGGAGAAACAGCGUCCGCCACAACCUCUCUCUCAACGAAUGCUUCAUGAAAAACGGGCGUGCCGACAACGGUAAGGGCAACUAUUGGUCCAUUCAUCCUUCUUGCAUAGAGGACUUCGCCAAAGGGGACUUCCGUCGGCGUCAGGCUAGACGACGUGCCCGAAAAAUCACAAAAGAGGUGAAUAUGGGGUAUUGUUCCCCGCUGAAAUAUGGAUAUGAUAUGGGAUACGUGCCAAUGACGUCAUCUCCCAUGGCUUACCACCCGUACCUGGGCACCGCUGCCUGUAUGAUGUGGUCACCACCUCAGAUUCCAUCACCCCACUGCUAUUAUCUCGGAACGGGCAAUUAUCCACAGAACUUCUCUCCACCAAAAUUCACGCAUUCCCCAAUCUGUUCGCCUAUCUCCCUCGGCCAAUAUCAGCACCCGACGACAGAGAACUUCACCGCCGUGUCUUGA
Molecule: messenger RNA, 837 nt
Organism: Liolophura sinensis
Lineage: Eukaryota; Metazoa; Mollusca; Polyplacophora; Chitonida; Chitonidae
Product: forkhead box protein unc-130-like
Exons: 2
Coding region: 1-837 (278 amino acids)
Biological process (GO): regulation of transcription by RNA polymerase II; anatomical structure morphogenesis; cell differentiation
Molecular function (GO): DNA-binding transcription factor activity, RNA polymerase II-specific; RNA polymerase II cis-regulatory region sequence-specific DNA binding
Source: RefSeq, a predicted model, not a curated record